AUGAAAGAGUACACGCCAGAGGAAAUGGAACAGAUACGAUACAAAUUGAACGGUGAAUCUCCCAUGGAGAGGAUCAAGAGAAAGUCCAAGGAGGAACCAUUUGUGCCAGCAGGCGUCGCUUUAACUUGCUUUGCUCUGGUCGCUGCCACUGUAGGCAUCAAGACUGGCAAUAGAGCCUAUGCAAAUAACAUGUUUCGUCUCAGAGUUGCUGCUCAGGGUUUCACGGUGAUAGCCAUGGUGGGAGGCUCCUUGUAUUAUCAACAUCAGCAAAAGAAAUGA
Molecule: messenger RNA, 279 nt
Organism: Mucor velutinosus
Lineage: Eukaryota; Fungi; Mucoromycota; Mucoromycetes; Mucorales; Mucoraceae
Exons: 3
Coding region: 1-279 (92 amino acids)
Biological process (GO): mitochondrial respirasome assembly
Cellular component (GO): mitochondrion
Source: RefSeq, a predicted model, not a curated record